GCUUCUGUGUCGAAGCGAGAGGAGCACCUUUGCCCUCCGUCUCUCUCUCUCUGCCUUCUGAAUCAGAGCAGCCGCAAUAAACCGUUUUUUCCUGCCUCCGAGUCCUCUUGCGUCACCGGCUUCCUUCCAGCUGCUCUGAGAUAGAGCCCAAGCAAAGGUUGAUGAUAAGAGGGGCUGGGCUGGGCUGGGCCAGCGUGGGCAGGAAGAGGUCAUGGGGUCUCUCCGUCACCAGGGUCCCCCGCCCCACCCAACGCCCACCCCACGGCGAGGAAGGAAGUGGGGAGAGUCAGCUGGUGGCAGAUGAAGGGUGAGGUUUCCCCACAAAAUCGGGGUCCCUAGACUGCGAGGUCCUUUGUGCACAGUUUCCCCGGACGCAGGCUCACAGCUUCCGUUGGCACCAUGCCCGAGGAGACCCCGCUGCUGGAGGGCAGCCGUUCGGUCCUCUUGGAGGCCACAGAGGAGUCCACGCUCCACUCCGUCCUGAUGGUUCUGGUGAAGAUCCUGUUCGCUGCCCCAACCAUUGCUGGGAUUGUUGUAGGAGCAGUCUACCUGGGCCAGUGCCCCCAGCAGCCUCUCAUCCCCAUCUACCUGAUCGUCCUGAGUGCGGUCGUCCUCCUGCUGCUGCUGCUCAGCUGCCUGCCCUGCGGAGAUGGCACAGACCGACCCAAUCCCUGGGCACAGCGCUUCCGGGCCGCCUGCUGCCUCUUCCUCUGCAUCUGGUUCCUGGCAGGCAACGUGUGGGUCUACACCAUCUACCCCCCCAACUACGACCCGGCCGGCCACCCCGCCUUCUGCCAGCGCACCGUCUUCCUCUUCGCCUUCGCCGUCACCACCGCCGUCUACGUGGUCCUGGCCGUGGCGCUGCUCUUCGCCCUCUGCGUCCUCCUGGGCCUCUUCAUCUUUGACGCCGUCCGGCCGCGCGGGGGGUGUGGCACCUGGCAAGGCCCUUGACAGCCCUUGGGGU
This is a messenger RNA of Podarcis raffonei (Aeolian wall lizard), 964 nucleotides long. RefSeq names its product transmembrane protein 272-like. Bases 400 to 951 code for a protein of 183 amino acids. NCBI's taxonomy places the organism in Eukaryota, Metazoa, Chordata, Lepidosauria, Squamata, Lacertidae. The record is from RefSeq and is a predicted model, not a curated record. The transcript is spliced from 5 exons.